UGCGGCACUCGCUCGCGCUCGGGGGAGGCUGAGGCGGCGGCAGGAGCAGCGGUAGCAGCAGCAGCAGCAAGAGUAGCAGCAGCAGCAAUGGCGGAUUUCGACGCUUAUGACGACCGGGCCUACAGCAGCUUUGGCGGCGGCCGCGGAUCUCGUAGCAGUGCUGGUGUUGGCUCACGUAGACAGAAAGAGCUUCCAACAGAGCCCCCCUUCACAGCGUACGUUGGCAACCUCCCCUUCAACACAGUCCAAGGAGACAUUGAUGCCAUCUUCAAAGAUCUCAGUGUAAGGAGUGUGCGAUUAGUCAGAGACAAAGAGACAGAUAAAUUUAAAGGAUUUUGUUACGUAGAAUUUGAUGAGGUUGAAUCACUUAAAGAAGCUCUGACAUACGAUGGAGCACUUUGGGGGGACCGGUCACUCCGAGUGGACAUUGCCGAAGGCAGGAAACAAGACAAAGGUGGCUUCGGUUUCAAAAAAGGUGGCGGCCCAGAGGACAGAGGCAUGGGCGGAGGAGGUCCGCGGGAAGCACGAGGAGGUGGAUGGGAUUCCAGAGAUGACUUCAGUUCUGGUUUCAGAGAUGACGACUUCCUGGGAGGCCGGGGAGGCCGGACCCGUCCCGGGGAUCGGCGAGGAGGAGCAGCCGGCCCACCCAUGGGAGGCACCGGUCGUUUCAGGGAUGGGCCUCCAGUGCGUGGCGCUGCCAUGGAUUUCAGAGAGCCAACUGAAGAGGAAAGAGCCCAGCGGCCCAGACUCCAGCUCAAGCCCCGGACGGUUGCCACUCCUCUCAAUCAAGUAGCCAACCCCAAUUCUGCCAUCUUUGGUGGAGCCAAGCCGAGGGAGGAAAUAGUAAAGGAAGAGCAAGAAUGAGCUUGAGGGGUUGAUGAAAUGGGAGGGGGCGGGCGGGAGAACGGGGUUGAGGGGGUGGGGUGGGGGUGGGAGACAAAACGCAAGACAGCCCAGAGUGUCUAACUGUGCUCGGAACAUUAACCCUGCAACCACCAUUCCUACCAUCUGACACCUGUCCUCCUUGAAACAGAAAAGGAAAAACAAAACAAAACAAACCAGAGCUUGCGAAUGCAUGUCAGCUGUUAACAAGUGGUUUUUAGUACGUUCUUGGCUUUGCUGUAUCUAGUGCCUGCAUUGUCUUAAGUUUCUCCCUUCCCCUCCCCCUCGCAAGCCAUUCCCCCCCCAAACCCAGCACACGGCUUCUGGCCAAUAAAGCGCUGGACUUCUCUCCCCCGGGGUGCUGCUGUCACCUUUUCUUCCUCUCUGGCUCUUUCCACUUCCGAGACACGUGGCUUAGGGUCCAGUCCUGCUGCUCCACGUCGUUCCCUUCUGCCUUCCACGGUGCUUCUCUACCUCCACUGCAUGCUUACCACCGACACCUCGUGGCCCCUCAGCUCAGAGGAGUCCCGGCCAAGCGGAAGACGUCUCGAGCUCUAGAAUACAGCCCCUGUAGAAUUAGCUCAUGCAACACAACGUUAAAUAGGAUUGCCACCCAUUAGCCCUUAGGCACUUUGGAAUAAGAUAUAUAUAUAUAUAUACUGUAUAAAAUCAGUUCCACCCCUCCCCUUCCCGGCAGUGCCGCCAGCACUUUGCAGACCCCUGCUUGGGGCCGAGUUGCGUGUCAGCAGCCAAAUCUAGACAGGGGCCCCUGCUCUGCUGCUUCCUUGACUUGGCCUGCCGAGUUCUCCCUGGCCCUCAAAGCUCGUGCCUACUGUAGCACCCAAGGACUGUCUUCUUCCAGCAUUUUCUUGCAUUUUCUUUUUACAUAUUUGCUAUCCACUUUUUAACUAGUUUCUGAAACCAAUAAAGUUUACUUUUCUUCCUUCCUUCCUUCCUUCCUUCCUUCCUUCCUUCGGCUCUGUUUCGAAGGAAACGUCUCUUGACUCUGCCCCUCCAGCAUUCAGCUCGUCUCUUGGGCUGCCGUGCAGAACUGAGCUUUGCUUUCAUGCUUCGCCUCUCAAACGGAGACGGGAGGGGGUGGCGCUCUCUUUGGAUUGCAGAACCCCAGUGUCUUUGUGUGCCGCUAAAGGCACAGGUGAUUGGAAGCCCCUGUCUCUCCAUACCGGAAGGAUUCUGCUUGAAAAGGUUUGAUGGUGCACUUAACUUAAAAGAGGGAGCAAAAUACUGAGCCGUUGGGUGACCAAGAAGGGAGCCGUUUCUCGCUCGCAGGUUAUUGCUUUCAGUGUGAGGUCUGGUCAAGGUAUGAACACCUGCAGUGCCUGACGUGGAUGCUUAGGGUAUCCGGUUGUAGCUUCGGAACAGGUAGAAUUGAAAGCACCAGAUGUGUGAUUCUUUCUCUCCCCUUAAAAAAAAAAAGACAUGUCCAUUGUGUAAAAACAGGUUUCAAUUUGUAUAGGCAAAUGUUCCAAGGGCUAGCCUCCCCUUGGGUAUCAUAGUAUAAAUGUCUCUUCCUGCCCCUGUCUUUCAGUCCACUUCUAAGAAUAAGAACCAUUUGUCUAACACUACUUUUCUUUCGAGACAUGCAAUUUUUUUUGUGUGUGUAUGUGUGUGUGGUUGUGUUCCAAUCGAAUUCCAUCCAGUAGCCGCUCUUCCAUUCAAAAUGUGGAAGACCCGAGAUUUUAAGAGCAAAGGCAAAGAAAAAAAGAGGAUGCCCAUGCAAAACUCACCUGGUAGUCAAUCUGUUUGACUUUUAAACGUGUAAAGACAAGUUUCCAAACACUCAACACAUUCUGCUUCAUGACAAAGUAAAUUUAUGGAUAUGGUAUUUUGUGAAUGAUCUUUUAAAUAAAGAAAACAUUAAGUAAUA
This is a messenger RNA of Zootoca vivipara (common lizard), 2770 nucleotides long. It is a transcript of the gene EIF4H, whose product is annotated as eukaryotic translation initiation factor 4H. Lineage: Eukaryota; Metazoa; Chordata; Lepidosauria; Squamata; Lacertidae. The record is from RefSeq and is a predicted model, not a curated record. Gene Ontology annotation, molecular function: RNA binding.